This is a messenger RNA of Megalopta genalis, 2094 nucleotides long. It is a transcript of the gene Usp14, whose product is annotated as ubiquitin specific protease 14. Gene Ontology annotation, biological process: regulation of proteasomal protein catabolic process; proteasome-mediated ubiquitin-dependent protein catabolic process; protein deubiquitination. The record is from RefSeq and is a predicted model, not a curated record. Gene Ontology annotation, molecular function: protein binding; proteasome binding; cysteine-type deubiquitinase activity. NCBI's taxonomy places the organism in Eukaryota, Metazoa, Arthropoda, Insecta, Hymenoptera, Halictidae.
GAGUGAGUGAAUAACCCUGUAUGUACCUGACCGCUGUACACUGUUGUACAUCUACGUACAUAUAUACGCGAAUGUCUGACGGUGCAUUUUGUCAAAGUUUAUAGUGAUAGUGAAUAAACAUUGUAAAGGUUCAGUUUAUCAAUUAGCACACGUUUACAAGAAGUAAACACGUUGAAAAAAAUUAAAGGAACAUGCCUCAAUACACGGUUAAAGUUAAAUGGGGGAAGGCACUUUAUCCCGAUGUGGAAGUCAAUACGGACGAAGAACCCAUGCUGUUUAAAGCACAACUGUUUGCACUCACUGGAGUGCAACCAGAAAGACAGAAAGUCAUGUUAAAAGGAUUAACAUUGAAAGAUGACGAUUGGGGUAACAUCAAAUUAAAAGAUGGCAUUACUGUGUUAAUGAUGGGAUCCAGAGUGGAAGAUGUACCUAUGGAACCUAUAGAAAAGCCGGUGUUUGUAGAAGACAUGAAUGAGUCUGAAUUAGCAUCAGUUUUAGGAUUACCUGCUGGUUUAAAGAAUUUAGGAAAUACUUGUUAUCUUAAUGCAACUAUACAGUGCCUGAAAACUGUCCCCGAACUACGAGAUGCUUUAAAAAAUUAUUCAGGAGGACUCACACCCACUAAGAGUUAUGCACAUAAUAUAACAGCAGCUUUGAAAAAUCUAUACGAACGAAUGGACAAAGGAUCAUUUUACACACCUUUUUUCCUUGUGGAACUAAUGCAUUUAAGGUUUCCAAGAUUUGCUGAAAAAUCUGAUCAUGGAGAAUUUCAGCAACAGGAUGCUAACGAAUGUUGGACAGAACUUAUUAAAAUGUUACAGCAGCAAUUACCAGCAAAGGAAAAUUCUGCACCUGCAGAAGAUGAGGCACAAAGUUCCAAACCCAGAUCACUGAUCGAACAAUAUUUUGGAGGGACGUUUGAUACAGAAUUAAAAUGCGUAGAAUCCGAAGAUGAGCCACCUACUAAAGGAAAGGAGGAAUUUUUACAAUUAAGCUGUUUCAUUUCAACUGAAGUCAAGUACAUGCACUCGGGACUUAGGAAUAAAAUGCAAGAACAAAUUACAAAAAUGUCCCCAACGCUAGGUAGAGAUGCUGUAUAUACGAAAACGUCAAAAAUUAGUAGACUCCCGGCAUAUUUAACUAUCCAAUUUGUACGUUUUUAUUAUAAAGAGAAGGAAGCAAUAAAUGCAAAAAUUCUCAAGGAUGUUAAAUUUCCUCUCGAAUUCGAUGCCUUUGAAUUAUGCAGUAAUGAACUUCAAAGUAAGCUUACUCCUAUGCGUGAGAAAUUAAAAGAAUACGAAGACAAUUUACUGGAAGAAUCGCGCAAAGCGAAAGAUAAAAAGGACACAGAAAGUGAAAAGAAACCGAUGAAACCAGAAUCAUUCUGGUUUUCAAAUGAUUUAGGAUCAAAUAACAGUGGUAUUUAUGUACUACAAGCGGUUUUAACGCACGGUGGACGGUCAAGUAGUAGUGGUCACUAUGUAGCCUGGGUUCGUCAAUCGGCAGAUAGUUGGUUUAAAUGUGACGAUGAGAAUGUUAGCGCUGUAACGAAUGAAGAUAUACUAAAACUCAGUGGUGGAGGUGACUGGCAUUGUGCAUAUGUCCUUCUUUAUGGUCCAAAAAUAUUAGAAGUACCUGACACAGAUAGCAGUGAGGAUACAGCCGCUAAGUAAUUUUUGUGUAACGAGAAAACUGAAAUGACUGUAAUAAGAUUUCCUUCCUGUAUGUAUCAGAGGAAUGCAUUUAAAAGUUUUGAAAAUUCCCAGCGUUAUUGUACCUCUAUACCAGGCCACACCUUCCCAUUUUCUACUUAGUUCCAGGUACAGGCUUAUUGAAAACACCGCUGAUGUCCAAAGAAUUCGUGUCGUUUCUUUGUCACCUUUCUGUUGUCCUUCUUGGAAGGAAAUUUUAAAGGGCGCAUUUCUUUUCGCGAAAAUACAAAAGAUUAACCGGGUACAUUGUCGACUCACUGUUAUUAAGGAAUUUUGACGACAACGUAAUGGAGAAUUGUUUUGCAUCAUACCUAAUUAAUUAGUAUUUUUCAAUUUGCCAAAAUAUUGUAUGAUAUACAUUACAUAUUGUUUAAAUACAUAA